CAUCAGCGCCUGACUGACUGACAGCGCACAGCACCGAGGCAGGGAGGCACUCCACUGCUUCUCAGGAGCCGUACGAGCGCUCGGAUUUACAGCCCCUCACCCUGCUCAUCUCCUCCUUACGGAUAGAUCCUGCAGCCGCCGGAUCUGAGCGACCCACGUCUCCGUGAUGUUCCGUCUUCCAUCUUCACUGCGAUAAAAAAAACAACAAAAAGAAGAAGACGGGGGGAAAAAGGGGGAAAAGCCAUGAAGAGAUGACCGGGUUGUAGAGCUGACAGCCGGCUCGUGUUCUGGUGAGCAGCAGAGGAGCUGGCAGUAAAUGAGAGGCCGUCACCAUGCCCCCAGGGAAGUAUGGGAUGCAGGAGGAGUGGGAGAAGGAGGGGGACCAGGCGAUCAACAUGGACUUCCUGCUGCCUACUGGGAUCUUCCUCAAAUUCCCCGUGUCUCGAAACGACACCAUCAAAAACAUCAAAAAGAUGGUUUGGAAAAAUGCGAGAAGUGAGGCCCUGUUCUGUGGACUCGGCGAUCCUGAUGGAUACGUCUUCACCUGCAUCAACGAGACGGCGGAAAGGGAAGAGCUGGAGGAAGAAUCGAGGCGCAUAAGUGAUGUGCGGCCCUUCAUGUGUGUUCUGAGGCUGGUGGCGAGGGAGGGCGACCGGGUGGAGAAACUCACCAACGCCCAAAUCAGCCUGUUAAUUGGCAAAGGUCUGCAUGAGUUUGAAGCUCAGAAGAAUGACGAGGUAAUUGAGUUUCGGACCAAGAUGAGGGCGUUUUGCGAAGAAAAGGCUCAAGAUCGACAGAGUCUGCCCUGGCAGAAGUGGAUGGAGUACAGCUUCCCAUGUGAACUGGAGCCAUGCCGCUCCCUGCCGCAGAGCCUCAAGUCAAAAAACAGCAAGAAGAUCUUCAUUAAUGUCAAGUUUGAGGCUUCUGACGAAAGCUUCAUGCUACAGCAGGACCCUCAUGACCUCCCCUUGGCUCUGAUGAAGAGCGCUCUGAAGAAGAAGGCUACCGUUUUCCGCUUAAUGCGACAGGAACCUGAAGACUACACCUUACAGGUCAACGGGAGAUGGGAUUUCAUCUAUGGGAAACACCCACUGUGUCAGUUCAAAUACAUCUUCUCGUGCUUGAGAAAUUGCCAGAACCCCCACCUCACCAUGGUGCACUACUCCACCGUCACCAAAUGUCAAGAGGAGCAGGGCAGAAUGUGCAGCCAGGUGUACAAGAGUCGCUCCUUAUCCAGACCUCCUCCUCUGCCACUGAAGAAGCAAAACACCUCCUCUCUGUGGUCCAUCAAUGAGCCUUUCCACAUUCACCUGGUGCAAGGCAAACGAGUCAAUGCAGACGAGGGAAUGAAGCUUGUAGUGCAGGCUGGUCUGUUCCAUGGCAGCGAGCUGCUCUGUAAGGUGGUGACGAGCUCGGAGGUGACAGUGAGCUCCGAGCCGCUGUGGAAUCAAAAGCUGGAGUUCGACAUAAACGUGGCCGACCUGCCCCGCAUGAGCCGCCUGUGUUUCGCGCUCUACGGCGUCAUUGAGAAGACCAAGAAGCCCCGGGGCACCAAAAAGAAGAACAAGAAAGCGGAUUGUCCAAUAGCCUGGGUGAACACCAUGGUGUUUGACUACAAGGACCAGCUGAAGACUGGGGAGUUCCACUUAUCCACAUGGCCGUCUGUUCCUGAUGAGAAAAGUGACCUGCUGAACCCGAUGGGAACUGUUGAGAAGAACCCUAACGUGGACAGCGCCGCUGAGCUUCUCAUUCAUUUCCCCAACAUCCGGCCACACCCCCUCUACUACCCUCCACUUGAAAAGAUAUGUGACAUGGAGAGGAACGGUGAUCUAAGUUUAGCCACUAAAGACGAGCACUCUAAGCUCAAACAAAUCAUGGACAACAAAAACUACACCGAGUUUUUCGAGGACGAGAAAGAGCUCCUGUGGAAGCUCCGCACCGAAGUCCGCGAUCAUUAUCCUGAAAGUCUGUCCAAGCUCCUCCUCAUCACCAAGUGGAAUAAGCGUGAGGAUGUAGUUCAGAUGGUGAAUUUACUGAGGAACUGGCCAGACGUCCCUGCCAUCCACGCCUUGGAGCUCUUAGACUACAGUUUUCCCGACCCAGCGGUUCGUUCCUUCACUAUCAGAUGCCUCAGAAAGCUCAGUGAUGAUGAGCUGCUUCAUUAUCUAAUCCAGCUGGUCCAGGUCCUGAAGUACGAGUCCUACCUGGACUGCGACCUUACCACUUUCUUGUUAGAGCGUGCACUGUCCAACAGGAGGAUCGGACAUUUUCUGUUUUGGCAUCUCAGGUCAGAGACUCAUGUGGCAUCUGUGGGUUUGCGCUUUGGCCUGAUUCUCGAGGCCUACUGCAGGGGAAAUAUCCAUCACAUCAAGCUCUUAACCAAACAGAAUGAGGCUCUGGGCAAAAUGAAGGCCCUGAGUGACUUUGUCAAGUUGGGCUCCCAGAAGGUGACGGCAGAGGACCUGAAGCAGUGUAUCAGACAAGAGUCCUACCUGGAGGCCCUGUCAGACCUUCUGUCACCACUCAACCCGAGCAUCAUCCUCUCUGAGAUCUGUACUGAUAGAUGCAGAUUUAUGGACUCCAAGAUGAAGCCACUUUGGCUGAUGUUCAAGAAUCCCGCAGUUGAAGGAGACAUGGUGGGCAUUAUCUUCAAAAAUGGAGAUGACCUUCGACAAGACAUGCUGACCCUGCAGAUGAUCCAGCUCAUGGAGAAUCUGUGGAAGAAAGAAGGUCUGGAUCUCAGGAUGAUCCCGUACGGCUGCCUGUCGACCGGGAACAAAAUGGGGCUCAUCGAGGUUGUGAAGAACUCUGACACAAUUGCCAACAUCCAGCGUAACAGCAGCAACAGCGCCGCUACCGCUGCCUUCAACAAGGACGCCUUGCUUAACUGGCUCAAAUCGAAGAAUCCCGAGGACAAACUUGAUCAAGCGAUAGAGGAGUUCACACUGUCCUGCGCUGGCUACUGUGUAGCUACUUACGUCUUGGGCAUUGGAGAUCGUCACAAUGACAACAUCAUGAUCAGGGAAACUGGACAGCUGUUCCACAUUGAUUUUGGGCACUUCCUGGGCAACUUCAAGCGGAAACUGGGGAUCAACAGGGAGCGCGUGCCUUUUAUCCUGACGUAUGACUUUGUCCACGUGAUCCAGCAAGGACGAACAAACAACAGUGAGAAAUUUGAGAGGUUCAGGGAGUACUGUGAGCGGGCCUAUAAGAUCUUGUGUCGGAACGGGACGCUGUUUGUCAACCUCUUCGCCAUGAUGAAGGCAGCGGGGCUACCUGAACUCACGUCCUUCAAAGACAUACAGUAUCUAAAGGACUCUUUAGCGCUGGGCAAAACAGAGGACGAGGCGCUGAAGAACUUCAAAGUAAAGUUCAACGAAGCCUUGCGGGAAAGCUGGAAGACCAAGGUCAACUGGAUGAUGCACUCACUGGCCAAAGAUAAUAGACCAUGAAGAACACUGAACCAAUGAAACAUGAGGCCCAGCCAAAUACAUGGAUUUUUAACUUAUACACAUAAACACAGUCGAAUAUUUUACUUGACAGAAGGAAUUCAAAGACUGAAAAGCUCUUUAGCAAACGUUUACAUCUCAGUGGCCUGUAUGUGGUAAAUAACAACUAAGCAGAGGCUUCCAAAGAUAAUGAGAUAAUCCUGGAGCAUCACUUCCACACACACAAGUAUUUUCACAGUGAAGAAAAUCCAUCGCACUCAUCCUCCUCCCAUAUAUCAGUGGAAUGUCUUUGCCACGAGGAGCAUUUCAACCCAGAGAAUAAACCUGUUUUUGAUUUGCUGAAAUUGCUACUUGAAAACCACCUGCUCAUGCAAAGUGUCAUGAAUCACCGAAACAGAAAGUUCAUCUCAUCGACUGCAUUACUCAACAGGGAGCAAGCUGCAAACUAACUUUAUGAUGACUUGAGGCUGUGUUCGGCAGGGAACAGCAGUUUCACCUCAAGACUUUCGUACGGUUUACAACCCACGAUAGCUGUUAUGAGGUUAUUUCCUCUCAUUUCAACUGUAUCUUUGCAAAAACGUGUCUUUUUUUAAAAAAUAUAUAUAUUAUCAUUAUUGUAUUUUUAUUUAACUGUGGUAACUACUUAAUGAGUGCUGAUGUACUUGUUAGGUCGCAAAGGAUAUUUCAAAAAGAGGUUAUGCUUUUUGUCGUUCUAACAUUGUUGUCUAAUGUUGCCUUGAAGAAGAAUAUGUGCCAAUACACAUGAAGCAUUUUAUAGUAUAGUCUAAGAAAAUGUAGGACUUUUAUUUUGAAAACAUGCCUGUGUACCAGGCUGUGUGUACCUAUAGCUAAAGGUACCCUGAUACUACUCUUAUUUUAAGAAAUACACUUACUUGCCUUUUAGCUUAAGUGAGAUUUGAGUAUACUAGGUUUAUCCUAUCCAUUUUAGGGUACUAGGGAAGGUGGAGCUAAUAUUAUGUGGUAUUGAGAAAGGGGCGGGGUAAUGUCCCUCCUCGCAUCCAUGGACAUCUAUGGACAAUUUUGGAUGAUCGGUUAAUCAGACAAGCAUAUCUUUGGACCGUGGGAGGAAAGACCUCACAGGGAUACGCACAGGAGAGAAAGACUAGCUGCUUUGCUUUAACUAUGCUAAGCUAAGCAGACUGUCUGCUGACUCCAGCGUCAUAUUUAAAAGACACCAUGAAAGUGUAAUCAGUUUUAUUUUAGAUUAUAAAAGUUACAAUUCUAUUUUAUUUUUCUAUUCCCUUUUUCUCGAGAAAUAUACGAUUUUUUUUAUGCGCAAGGCAAAGAUCUCAUAUAUGUUUGGUGAAAAGAACAGAAAAAAAAGCUUCAGCAGGUCCCAGAAUAAGACAAUCCGUAGACUCAUGUAAGCCAUAGACUUGUGGAUGUUUUUCUCAAAAUGCAGUAUUGAUGUCAUGCCUUCUUUGAAAGUGUAAACCUGGACUAGGUCUAUGAUCUUAGAAAGAGCAGUACGCAUCUGUGAGUGUGUGUGUCUGUGUGUGUGUUCUCUAAUAUUUAAAUAUGCACUUAAACUGUGAUCUCCAUUGCAUUUUUUAAUGGGUGUACAAGGUGCCAUGAGGGCGAUUUCAUGCUUGCAGUGUCAAGCACAACCACACUUUGACAUAUCUGAUGCUGUAAAAUAUGGUGUUUAUUUAAAGUGAGCUCGUAUGCUGUGUCAUUUCAUUUUGUGGUGCAUUCGCAUUACUUUACAUGCUGUAUGUCAUUCCGUAAGUCGUGCAGGGUCCACUUGAAUGAAAGAAAAUAAUGUGCUAUUUAUAGCCUCUUUUAUUUUUGCAAAACGGUUUAAAAGGUCUCUACUUUUUGUACAAGUCUCUGUACAGUUAGAGCAAGUGUAGGUGUAGAUUACACAGCAUGAGGAUUUAAGGUACCUUAAACUACUGAGCGAUUCACUGUGGAACAGACCUAAAAUACAGCUCGCCAGUGUCCUUCAAUGUGGGCUCCACUAAGCACUGCAUGUUUAAGUCAGGAAAAAUGAAUUAAUGGGCUACUCUUUGUUGUGUGUGUUUUUUUUAUUUUGCAAAUUGUAAAGUAUAUUGCUGAAUCAGUUUCAGGCUCUGCCCUGAUUGACAUGCGUGCAGCUAAAAAUUAUGAGAUGCAGUAUAGACUUUUCUCUGCAUCCUGUUUUUACUUAUGCUUCAGUUGUUAUGAGCAGGUAAACACGAUGUCAGUAAACAGAGUGUAAAGGGAGAACUUUCUAGAAUCAAGCCAUUUGUUAGCUGAAUGUUACGCUCGUUUUUGCAACUUCAAAUAGGCAGAUUGAUUGGAAAAAGGCCAAAUCCACCAAAGUCACCCCCAUGUUCCACUUCUCCCUAAAUAUUCAUCAGCAUUUCAAGUCUGAGGGACUUGCCUAUCUCCAACUAUUCUUUAGGUCAUAUCAGUCUGGUGUGCAACACCACUACAAAAAUAAAUUACUAGUUUCAGUACCUCCUUAUACACAGUAGCCCCCUUGUUUAUUAGAAACAUUCGCAGUUUAGCUUCCAUAUUUGAGGAAGUGGCAAUAAAGUGAUUUGUGAUAAUGUACAGUGGUUUUUGCAGAUGUGAUAAAGUCCAACAAAUGUGUCCGCAUCUGUUUAUUGUUUUGGUGUAGAUGUUGGUCACAGAUAUUGCAGUCUGGCCUGAUUAUCUGUAUUAAGUAUGAGUAUGUUGUGGAAGCUAUGUAAAACCAUGACUGCUUUUUUGUGUUUUUCUCUCUUACUUGAUCAUAUUUCAUCGAAAUAUUUGAGAGUGGUAAAGCAGUAUCAACUUUUCUAUUCAAUUGGCUAAUAAGUUUCUUGCAGGAAUGUCUUUUUGAAAAGUAAGAAUCUGAAUUGAUGGUUGUUUUUUUGUUUUGUUUUUCAACAAAAACAUUUGAAAAUUAUAUUUUUCAUUGGACAUCAAUUAAAAGUGCUACAAAACUAA
This is a messenger RNA of Neolamprologus brichardi, 6386 nucleotides long. The record is from RefSeq and is a predicted model, not a curated record. NCBI's taxonomy places the organism in Eukaryota, Metazoa, Chordata, Actinopteri, Cichliformes, Cichlidae.